Molecule: messenger RNA, 35153 nt
Organism: Podarcis lilfordi (Lilford's wall lizard)
Lineage: Eukaryota; Metazoa; Chordata; Lepidosauria; Squamata; Lacertidae
Source: the annotation of a GenBank genome assembly
AGCUGCUGCUGCUCCUCCUUCUCCUCCUCCCGCCUCACUGUCUCUUUCCCCCUCUCCUCCUUGCAAAGAUGGCAACCGAGGGGCUGAAGGAGAACGAGACCCUGGCGUCGCUGAAGACCGAGGCCGAGAGCCUGAAGGGCAAGCUGGAGGAGGAGAGGGCCAAGCUGCACGACGUGGAGCGUGAGUCGGGGGCCGGGAAGGGGGUGGCGGGGGGGGGCGCUGGGCUGCCUUGGAGAGGCUGCCCUCCAUCCGAAGCAGAGAUGGCAGGAGAGGGAGAGAGAGACGGGAGCAGGGAGCUGCGCAUCAUAGGAGUAAUUCUGGGGGGUGGCCCAAGGAUCCUGGGGGGUGGGUGGGGUGCUGGGCUUGUUUGAUGGGAGAUCGGGGGUGGGGAUCCGGGGAUCCUGCCUCCCCCUCCCUCCGCAUCCAUCUCUUCCACCUGCCCCUCCCCGUGUUGUGCUUCUUCCGAGCGUGGCUGCAAGGAAAUCGCCCUUCGCAUCAUCAUUAUCCAACAGCAUCCAGCUAGCUGCUGCGUUUGAAUCCGAAAGCCUGAAAAUAAAGUGGGGCGGGGGCUAUAAAUAAAAGCUAUUUAUUUAUCGAGGCAGGAGGAAUGGAAUAUCCCCUGUCGUCGCUGGAUGCCUGAUCCUCAGAAGCAGAUAUGUGUUUAUUCGUGGUGGUUGGGUGUGCUUGGUGAGAUGUAAACAUGCCAGGGAAUGCAAGAGGCGGAUGUGCACGCAAGGCUGGGCUUUAUGCUCGGUUCCUGUAAUAAUGGUCGCCAGAUCCAGGCCGGGGGAGAGCAUUUAAGGCGACCCAGUGAAAAACAGGGGCAGGGGGAAGCCGCAGGGCACCUGUCUUUUAUUUAACCGUUGCAUUAAAAAAAGGAAGAAAAUCCACUCGGUUUCCCCCCCCUCUGCUGUCUUAAAAGCCCUGCCUGAUUAAAUCCAUCUGCUGCUGCCUGCAAACAUUGCAAACAGGAUGGUAGGCUGACAGGGAGAGGAUUCCCCAGCCUUACUUGUUUCUAGAGCUCUUUAGAGCAGCCCUUUGCCAACCCGUUAGCUGUGGUGCCUGGGGGCUGAUGGGAGCUACAGGCCAAAACAUCUGGAGAGUGCCGGGUUGGCAAAGCCUGCUUUACAUGGUUGGAAGAUGGAGGGGGAGUUGCUAUUUGGGAAGGCAGGGAAACUUUAAAGUUGGCUGAGAGGAAUAACAGCAUUCAGAGCUGUGCUUUGGGAACCUGCGGCCCUCCAGAUGUUGCUAAAUCACAACUCCCAUAAUCCAUGGCUGUAUGGGGCCAUUCUGGCUGGGGCUGAUGGGAGUUGUAGUCCAGCCUCUGUAGGGUCACAGGAUCACCAUCCCUGCCAUCUGUUUUUUAGAUUUGCGUGGGGAUGCCAGCACAACACUCACAGGUGUGCUUGCACCUGCAAGAGCCUGCUGGGUCCCAUUCCCUCACCCCUCCUGCUGAAAUUAGGCUUGAAAGCAGUUGCUCCCUUACCCAGUGGUAAUCCAUCUGCCCACAGAUCCUACCAACACCACAAUUCAUUUAACAAUAAACCUUGUAUUGUAGACAAUAUAACACUUUUUUCAAACCGAAUUGCAUGUUGUCCUACGCUGAACGUAACCAAAAGACUUUAUAAUCUCAACAACAAAAAAGAGACAUUGCACGUUCCUUUGUAUUUCUUGAAAAUCUUUAAUACUUUUUCUAAAAGAAGACCCCAUUGCUACUGGCUCUCAUGCCCCUUUCAUAUUGCAAUUAGGUUUGAAAAAGCCUUCUGUUGGAGCCAAUGAAAGACUUUUUUUCAAGCCUGACUGAUUGUUAUGGGGUGAGGUGGGGUUUGAUCUUCCUAGAAAUUGCAGCUGAAGGAAAAAGGCUAUUUCCCUCUCCCCCCUCUCAUUCCCACUCUUCUGUAAGAUUAGCCCCUGCCAGCUUCACAUACCCAAAGAGGCUUGCAGGGUGGGGACACCUAAAUUACAUUUUUAAGUGUCAUUGGUGGAGGGGGGGACAAGAGGGAGGCUGUAUGUUUGUGUGCAUGGGAUCCAGAACAGUCCCCGCCCCCCGUUUGCAAAUGGGCCCCCAAAGUUGGGGUGUACAUGGUGACCAACUCAUUCCUGCUUUCGGACUUUCUGGGGGCAUCCUUUUCAGCCUUUGUGGAAGCAGAACACUGUUCUUACGUCCUUAAAGUGUCAACAUAAAUAUUCAGUCCUAUUGAGUCAAAUAGGCUUUACUCCCAAGUAAGAUGCAGGUGGUGCUGUGGGUUAAACCACAGAGCCUAGGGCUUGCUGAUCAGAAGGUCGGUGGUUCAAAUCCUGUGACGGGGUGAGCUCCUGUUGCUCGGUCCCUGCUCCUGCCAACCUAGCAGUUCGAAAGCAUGUCAAAGUGCAAGUAGAUAAAUAGGUACCGCUUCGGCGGGAAGGUAAGCAGCGUUUCCGUGCGCUGCUCUGGUUCACCAGAAGCGGCUUAGUCAUGCUGGCCACAUGGCCCGGAAGCUGUACGCCGGCUCCCUCGGCCAAUAAAGCGAGAUGAGCACCACAACCCCAGAGUCGGCCACGUCAGGGGUCCCUUUACCUUUACCUUUAAGUGUGUAUAGGGCUGCAGCCUCAAGUAUUUUAUUACUAUGUUGUUGUUGUUGAGAUGAAAUGAAGGCUUUAUUUUUUCCCUUUUUAAUUACUGUUUUUUAUUUUGACAAAGUAAUAAUUGUACAUAAAUAAGAAUAAAAAUGUGCACCCCACCCUGAGACCAUUCCAUUGUAACUAUCCAACCUUCCAAAAUUUCAACACCUCUUGCGAUGGUUUGACCCCUUUCCAUUUUAACAGUACAAAUUCUACAAACACCCUCCAUAUCUCCUCAAAAUAAUUCCCCAGCUUACCUUAAUAGCACAUGUUAAUUUAUCAUUAAUAGCUAUAUCCCACACCUCUUUAUACCAUUCUUCCAUUUUAUAUUCUGCUUGCCCCUUCCACUUCCUAGGUAUCAUAAUUCAUGCAGCUGUCAAUAAAUUUGUGAGCAUGUGAGCUUUAAACAUACUUUCCUGUUAACCAUCAUUUCUUUAUUUAAUCAAUUUGGAGGUUGCUUAAUAUACCAAAAAAUCCCCCCCAAAACAAACAACCCUUCUAAAGUGGUUUACCAAGCAAACAACAACAACUCAUUAAAAUCAAGGCUAUAAUCCAAUAAAGCAAAAGAACUGUCAAUAAAAAUAAUCAAUCAAAAUGCUAAGGAAUGUGUCAUGAUGCUGAAUCCCACAGAGGGAAGGCAGCAAGGCAAGAUCAGGAGAUGCAGGACCAUGGAGAGCGACAAGUGAGCAACCCUUAUGGAUUAUUCCCACUUACCUAUUGCCUUGACCUUUCCAGACACAAGUCUGAUUGUUUUGGGGUUUAAUGCCCCCAAAGCUUUCCCUGCAAAAACCCUGCUCUUUAGCGCUCAAUUGGAGCAAACGUCCAUUCGGAUUGCAGUUUGCUCCAAUUGAGCUUUAAAGAGCAGGUUUUCGAGGGAAAAGCUCUGGGGCAAAAAGAAAACGGCUUAGUGUCUGAGCUUUAAAGUGUGGACCUUGCCUGGAAAGGUAAGUGUGUAUAAGCCUCUGGGCACCUGUGCUCAGACUCCCGUUUCCAGGCUCUGCUCUCCUGUGGAUAACUAGAGCCUUACAGCUUCACCUUCUGACUUGAAGCAUGGCCAGUGGUCAGGGAUGAUGGGAGUUGUAGUCUUAUAACAUUUAGGAAGUCACAAGCUCCCCACUCUGCUCUACGAGAAAAUCUGCUUGCAAGAAAAAUAGUUGCCCGGGUUUCUCAUAAACGCCAGAGAUUUAGAACAUAUCUGUACUGGUUAACAAUUUGCUACCAGGCCCGGUUCAAAGUGUGACUAUUAACAACUUGGGACCAGUUUGGCUAUCCCCACAUGUGCCCACUCGACUGCUUCAAAUGACAGAAUUGGCACUGCUGCAGGUGCCACGUAACGCCCGUUCCAUUGUUGCAAGAGCCCCAUUGUAUAUUGAGGCAGCACCUACACUUCGGAACUCCUUGCCUAUUGCGAUCAAGCAGGUGCCUUUACUGUGCUCUUUUAAAGGUAAAGGGACCCCUGACCAUUAGGUCCAGUCGUGACCGACUUUGGGGUUGUGGUGCUCAUCUCGCUUUACUGGCCGAGGGAGCCGGCGUACAGCUUCCAGGUCAUGUGGCCAGCAUGACUAAGCCGCUUCUGGCGAGCCAGAGCAGCGCAUGGAAACGCCGUUUACCUUCCCGCCGGAGCGGUACCUAUUUAUCUACUUGCACUUUGACGUGCUUUCAAACUGCUAGGUUGGAAGGAGCAGGAACUGAGCAACGGGAGCUCACUCCAUCACGUGGAUUCGAACCACCGACCUUCUGAUCGGCAAGUCCUAGGCUCUGUGGUUUAACCCACAGCGCCACCUGCGUCCCUUGUACUCUUUUAGGCUCCUGCUAAUAACAUCCUUCUUCAGGCAAGCCUACCCAGAUGCUCAGAAAGUUGAGGCAAUUUGUUUUAGUAUUUAAACUUUUGCUUGUUUUUAAGUAUGGUUGUAAAAAUAAAUAAAUCACGAUUUUAUUGUUUUAACUUUUUGUAAAAUCUUUCGAUUUUUUUAAACCAUCAUUUAUAAAUUUUGUGAAAUGAAGGAAAUAGGAAAUAACUAUUAGACCCUCAGAUCCUGAAUCCUAGGAUUUAAAUUGACGACAUUUUUCUUCUGGCAGGCCUUACCAGUUGCAAAGGUGUGUCUUUGCCACCAAUGUCUAUUUUGUAUUGUUCUGUUUUUUUAAAAUGGAUCAUUUCUUUGUGUUUUUAACUGGUCUUUUGCUUUUUUCCUUGUACAUCACCUUGAGAUGUUUGUGUAGAAGUCUAUUAAUAACAAAACAGGUAUAGGAGGCACUAGAUAUGGGAGCCACUAAAUGCUACUUGGGAGUCACUGAAUAUAGGCUUCUAAUAGGUUCUAAGGCUUUAUAGUUAGAAAAUGGUUCAACGGUGGUCAUUGGCUGUGGCUUUUGCUCUGCGGGGAUGUUCGUCUCAGUUUUGCAGCUGAAAAGAGGAUCUUUCCUACUUUCAGGGAGAUGCAACUGAGUGCUUUCCUUUUAGGAUGAUGACUGAAAGGCUAAUAAAUCAAUGAGUAACUUUAAAAAGAGGGAGGAAAGGGUUGUUUGAGCUGCAGCCAAAUAAGUCAUAUAUAAAGCAUUGCCCAUCAUUACUGGGUCCAGGAGUCCUGUCCAAAAAUAAAAACUGGCGUUCAGGAAAUAACAUUUGGUACCCAAACAGUAUUUGGGACCAUUGUGUUCCUCCAGUAGAAAGCAGAGGCCUGCCUUGAACUUUAGGCAUGCACACUUUGCUGAAGUUGUAAGCCAGAGGUCUGUGCUGCAACUUCAAAUUCUGUAGUAAAAGGGGGAGAUGAGCAGCCACAGCUGUCUCCCCCAUGGAGGCCGCUCUUCUCCAAGUCUUUUUACCUGCCCCAUCACACUCCAGAUCCAAUAGAGAGCAAGUGGGUCACAGUUUCAGUCAGUCAGUCAGUCAGUUUUAUUGCACAUAGCCAAAGGCUGCUGAAAUGUACACAGAAUCAUUCAACAAAUAGAAGAAAAUAUACUGGAUUGAUACAGAAAACCUAAAACAUUUAUAUUAUCAAGACGUUACCUACUCUAAACAGAGCUAUAAAAGUACCUUAAUAUACAAAUUAAGACAUUAAACAAUAAAAUUUAUAAGCUAAAAUUAUCACAUGGUCACUAAUAUAUUAAAAAAUAAUGUUAAUUAAUACAGUGUGCAAUUAUAUUCGAAGUUUGGUGAUAAAGAUAGAAUAUAGCUUGAUGUAAGGUAAAGGGUAAAGGGACCCCUGACCAUUAGGUCCAGUCAUGGCCGACUCUGGGGUUGCAGCGCUCAUCUCACUUUAUUGGCUGAGGGAGCCGGCGUACAGCUUCCGGGUCAUGUGGCCAGCAUGACUAAGCUGCUUCUGGCAAACCAGAGCAGCGCACGGAAAUGCCGUUUGCCUUCCCGCCAGAGUGGUACCUAUUUAUCUACUUGCACUUUGACGUGCUUUUGAACUGCUAGGUUGGCAGGAAUAGCUUGAUGUAGAUAGGGUCAAAUAAAUUCAUCUCCUUUACAGUUGGUGUCUACCUUGGCUAUAUAAUUUGCUCUAAUUUUCCUAGCGGCAGUUUCAAAGGGUGCUACACGCCAGGUCACAUACUUAUCUGUGUCUGCGAGGAGAUAUAAAAUCAGGUCAGAGGGGUUCUGGCCAGGGGACCUUGUCAUUAUAGGUGCUAAAAAUCUUUCUCUUGCCUCAUUAUUUAAGGGGCAGCGCAAGAUACACAGUUGUUUCAUUGCCCGCCAUGCAAAUCUCUGGGUUGCAACCCGCAAGCCCAAAGCCUGCAGUGGAAGAAGUCAGGGACCUGGCCUCUUCACGGCUAAUUCCAGACGCUUCCCUGAAUCUUCAGCUUUCACACAAAAACAAAACAAAAAUGCCUGCUGGGAAAAGAAGCUCAUGGGGUGACCCCUCUCAGCCCAGCCUACCACACAGGGCUGUUGUGAGAAGGAAACGUGUGGGUGGGAGAGGGAAUAAAAAUGUGUACCCCUCAGGGCUUCUUGGAGGACGGACAAGACAAACCUUUAGAUAAAUAAAACAGUCUGUUUACUUCUGAAGAUAAAAGAAAAAGUGGGUGAACUAUUAAUUAGAAAUCAACUUAACGUCCUCCACUGGGAUAAUUUAAUUUUAGGGUGUCACCUUGGAGUAGGACUUAGUUGAGUACAACCACAGGCCUUUAUUUCUCAAUUUUAUGAAAUUACCUUUUUUUAUACAAAGGUCGUUUUAUUUGUAUGGAUGGACAAAAUUAUCAAUUUUAGCUUUUCUCUAUUUCUCAUUUUUCCCAGUCUUCAAAUCAGCUCUGCACAUUUCUGUCUCCAAUUUGUGGUGUUUAUAAAAAAAAAUUAACCCUUCUGAAAACUCAUCAGCAUUUUAGGGUGAAUUUCUCUUGGCGUGUACAUUUUUGAAAGCCGUUUCCCCUAAUGCACUUAUGUAUACAUUGCAUUGCAAAAUUAGGAGAAAUGUGAAUUUCAAAGAGUGUGUUUCACUUCACAUAUUGGUUUGAGAAAUGCAAAUUGGAUAGUUUGUUCUUAAAAUGCAAACAAAAAUGGAUUUCUCCCCCACUUCUUAUUAGUAUGCCAUAAAAUCAUUUCUGUUUCAUGCUCUGUAAUGAUUCCAAACCCCUGAGGCCCCUUGGCCACAACAGUUAAGGCUUCAGGCCUGUUGACAACCUUUCCCUUAACUUGCGAGCAUCAUCUUGGAGCUUUGCAUGCAUUGCCAAAGCACACAGUGACUCUCUUGAAUUCCCUGCAGUUCAUCAGGUGGCGGAGCGUGUGGAGGCCUUGGGUCAGUUUGUGAUGAAGACAAGAAGGACGCUGAAAGGCCAUGGCAAUAAAGUCCUCUGCAUGGACUGGUGCAAAGAUAAAAGAAGAAUUGUAAGCUCUUCCCAGGUAAAGAGAGAUGAUGUCAUUGUCUUGAGGGUUUGUUACUAUGCUGAGGAACAAUCUAACUGGAAAGAAAAUGUCUUAGUCUUUAACGUUUGACGAGAUUGUGUGUUUAUUUAGAAAAGUAGGACAUUGCCUUCUUCCAGAUACUUAUUCUACAGUGUUGUUUGCACUAACCAGUAAUAGCUUGCCAUCCUCUGAGGCAAUGUUUAACUCUUUCAUAACUUCCACUAGUUUUCAUGACAUUUAGAGUGCUUUGGACUAUAUAAAUAGUGCCUCAAACCAGCAAGUUAAGAUUUGAUUAUCUGGGUCCUUAUUUGUUGGACAUAAAAACAUCCCACCCUGUUCCCCAUCGUCUCUCGUUUAACUUCUCUCUUGGCAUAAUCUUCCUACUUAUUUCCCUGAAGACAGAGACAGGGUUUUCUGUCAUUCUGCAGAGGCCAAAGGCUAUAAUAAUGGCAGGUAAAAAGCCUCUUUUGUACCCUAAUUUAUUUAUCAAAAUACUUAUAUACUGCUUUUGCAUAUUAAUAAUCAACAGUGUGUAGUUGAAAAUAGCCAAAUGGUAAGGACGGCCAGCAAAGACCUCAACAAAAUCAUCAUAUUUUCAGCAAAUGCAGAAAUGGCAUGAAUGCAAGUGUUUGCCUCAAUUCAGAGGGCAUAAUGCACUUACUUUUCAAAACUCUUCUUUUUCUCCUAAUUUGAGUUACAACAAUUCUGUUUCAUUUUGCUGAUAACAAAUCAAUGGUACCCAGCUUUCUUUCAUGCCAGCUCACAAACCUCCUUGACUAACUGCUCUGAGGCAAUUUUGUAAACACUGGCCGCAUCUUCCUGUUUGUUCCUGGAACUGUUGGGCUUGUAUUUUGAAUGUGGGGUCAUGGUGUCACAGCAUCACACAGGGUACAUGAAGGUAUCACGAAGACAAAAUUCAGAGCGGGGACAAAGUUUCCUGCUCUCUUCCUGAAUUGGUUAACACUUUUGCAUCUGUUUCCUCUGCUAAAAAUAAUUGAAAGGGAGAAGUUUUUUCUCAGGGCAAAGGUUUUCAUGAAAAGGACCCUACCCAACGGAAGUGGUGGAGAGAUGUGUGCUUGAUAGCAUUUCCAGGGUGAAGUCUAGUGCCAUCUUCCCAGGCUGACUUCAGUUGUGAGUCUAGUUUAGCAUAGGGCCUUGGUGGUAGCCAGCCAAGGGCUUGGUUUAGAAUAGACUGAGGGUAACCAGUGCUGUGUCCUCCGGUUGUUUUUGAUUCAUCUGACCAUCGACCUUGCUGGCUGGGGCUGAUGGGAGUUGGAAGUCCCACAAAAUCUGGAGGGCAAAAUGUGGGCUAUGCAUACUUUAGGCCUAGAAGACCUGAUAUUGCAUUUGAAGGGAUGCACAAACCUUUCGAUUUUAGGCAGGAACACAACAGAGAGAACUGCAAUAAGACUUCAAAAUAUACAUCUCCUUGUUUGAGAAAUUUAUAAUCCCUCUUUGCUUUUCAUAGGAUGGAAAGGUGAUUGUUUGGGAUGCCUUCACUACCAAUAAGGUAAGUUCCUUGUGUUUCUUAUUUCCCUCAAGGCCUAAAGAAUAGAUGUCUGUGAUGAAUGUGGGAGGGCAACAGAAGGGUCUUUGUCCCUUUGUCUUCCAUUCCAUGUUGAAGACCUGCAAAUUCUGGUUGGCCUUGGUGGUAGCCAGCCAGUUUGGGGGUAUUUUUUUAAGAAAUAAGUUGGUUCAUUUCAAUGUAAAGCUGAGCCAAGUGUGGGACAAACAUUUCCAUUCUGCUAGAGCAGGCAUGUCCAACAGGUAGAUAGUGAUCUAUCGGUAGAUCCCCAGAUGUCUGUGGUAGAUCGUGGUAGAUCACGAGAUGCUUAGUGACCACCUCACCAAAGAAAGCUUUGCCUACCCUAAAAAAAGCUCAACAACUUUGCCUGUCAAUAACAAUGGGUAGAUCACAGCCAGCAUUUUUAUAAUGUGAGUAGAUCACAAUCUCUUUGGAGUUGGACGUGCCUGUGCCAGAGGGUCCAAAGGUCUGAUGGAACAAGGCCUGUUAAGUUCCUCUCGUGUUACAAACAUCACGCACUUGUAGUCACUUCCCAUCUUUUAAAGUCAGUACAGUGUUACCUCAGGAUGUGAACGGGAUCCGUUCCGGAGCCCCGUUCGCAUCCUGAAUAGAACAUAAGACGCGCCUGCGCAUGCACGGGUCGCGUUUUGCCGCUUGUGCGCAUGCGCGUGACGUCAUUUUGACCGUCUGCGCAUGCGCGAGUGGCGAAACCCGGAAGUAAUGUGCUCCGUUACUUCCGGGUCACCGCGGAACGCAACCCAAAAAUACUUACCCUGAAGCAUAUUUAUCCUGAGGUAUGACUGUAUAAGAGAAUCCUACUUUACUAUCAUUUAGUGAUAUGGAAAGGAUUUGCAAAUUGACCCUUAAGAUGCAAGAGAUGAUUUGUGUUUCAGGAACAUGCGGUGACGAUGCCUUGCACCUGGGUAAUGGCAUGCGCUUACGCUCCUUCAGGGUGUGCCAUUGCUUGUGGGUAAGUGGGAGCCUCUUGAUUAAAGCCAUUUUUUAUUGUUGCACUGAGCCAAGGGGGCUGUUUCCUUCCCUCCAGUAUUCCUUAAAGCACCUGAUGACAGCAUGGGCUUUUUUAAUAAAGCUUUUGGCCAACUCAAUAACUUUGAUGCUGACAUAGGUUGUGUAUAUUUUGAUGACUGCUGGAUUUGUUUUAUUGUGUUUAGUGUGUGUGUUGUUAGCUGCUUUGAGAUUCUUUGGAAGAUAAGGCAGGAGAGAAUUGUUUUCAUAAAUAAAUAAUAGAUUGCCUUAAUAGGUAAAUAAAAUAACUGAAUUCCUGCCUUAGACCAGGAAAAAGCAAACCUGCUACGGAAGUGCAGGGAGAUCUUCACAAUAUAAUUGACCGACUUUUAUGUGCUUGUUAGUGGUUUGUACCCAGCGCUCCUAGGAAAUUCUAGGAGGCCAAAAAAAUCACUGCAGUUUCCAAAGGUUCAGUUCAGCAUCUUGAUUCAAAAUGGCUUCUGGUCAUAUCCAAAGAUAGUUGAAAAUCUGCUCCUUGAUCUUGGGAAACAUGAUGAAAAAUUAGUUUACGAUAUCUUCAGAGGUGCCCAAAUGCAAGCAGACAAAAAACACACAACCAAACCUUUCCCACGUGUGCCCCAAAAAAGCAGCUUUUGAUAAAUAAAAUAAAAUAAAAUCAAUCUCACUAGAAAGCCACAGUUAGAAAAAUGUUUUAGAAAUUACAAAAAAAGAAGAAGCAAGAAUUCGAAAGUAGCAUUUUGGUAGUGAGAGAAAUCCACAGAUCACAGUAAGUCUGGGGAGAUCAUGGUUUUACUGACUCCUUAAGUUCUCCUAAAGGAGUGGAACUGGCAGAUGUGUCUAGGGGAGGAAGGGAUCCCACAGGGACAGGUGCCACUGCAGAGAGAGAGCUCUGUUUCUUGCAGACUCACUUCAGUUAGAAGUAUCACCUGAAGAUAUAUGUCUGUGGGGAGUGGGAUGAAGUCACCCCCUAAGGCAAGGGUGGGGAAUUUGUGUCCUUCCAGAUAGUGUAUCGGACAAAUAGGGUAAAAAAUGCUCCUAGCCAUCUUGUAGGGAGUGGAUUUUUCUUCACUUCAGACUUCCCUUCCACCUCCUCAAGCCUUGCUUUAGGCCACAUGUUCUCAUUAUCCCUUUUUUCCAGCUCCACUGCCUCCUUAGGCAGUAGCCAGUGAAUGGGAACAGGGCCUUUCCCUGUGGGUCUGAGCAGUGGCGUAGUGUGUGGGGUGCAGGGGGGGCCGGCCGCACCGGGCGCAACAUCUGGGGGGGGCGCUCGCACUCGCAGCUCUUUGCCCCUACCUGGCUCACUCAAUCUCUCUCACUGCAGUGCUGGCUGUGCGAAUCCGAUCUGAGCCGCUGGGUCGCCGCCCACUGUGGAGGGGGUGGGUGCCAGGCGUGCGGUGCGGAGAGAGAGCGAGGGACUAUCUGGGGGAGGGACAGUGCAGCGGCCGCCCAGCGCAGCGCUGAGCGCGGGGGAGAACCACACCAGCCCAGGCAGCAGCAAGAAGAAGCUGGCAGCGGCGGCAGGUUAGGGGUUUGGGGUUGCAAAUUACUUGCCUUGCCCCGGGUUAGGGGGCGCAAAUUACUUGCCUUGCCCCGGGUGCUGACAACCCACGCUACGCCGCUGGGUCUGAGUUCCCCAGGCAAACACACAGCAAAAUGGAAACUGGACAGGCAAAAGCAAAACUUGCCAACGGUUAGUGCUCGUGCAACCCAUGCUUAAGUGAUAUCUUUUUCUCUUACCAUUAUUUUUUUUUAAACUCUAGGGGUUUGGACAACAAGUGCUCUGUGUAUCCACUGACAUUUGAAAAAAAUGAGAAUAUGGCGGCCAAGAAGAAAUCAGUUGCCAUGCACACCAAUUACCUGUCGGCUUGCAGCUUCACAAAUUCGGAUAUGCAGGCAAGUACACUCCAGUGUUAGAAUCAUAGUUGUCGAGUUAGAAGGGACCCCAAGGGUCAUCUAGUCUAACCCCGUGCAAUGCAGGAAUCUCAACAUGCCGUCCCUCAUCCAAUUGGAAACCAUACUGGACCCUGCUUAGCUUUGCAAAUGCUGAUUGUAGACAGCUGAGUACAGAUUUAUAGUGCCAUACCUGUGCAUGUGGGAUGUGGGUGGCGCUGUGGGUUAAACCACAGAGCCUAGGGCUUGCCGAUCAGAAGGUCGCAGGUUCGAAUCCCCGGCGACGGAGUGAGCUCCCGUUGCUCGGUCCCUGCUCCUGCCAACCUAGCAGUUCGAAAGCACGUCAAAGUGCAAGUAGAUAAAUAGGUACCACUCUGGUGGAAAGGUAAACGGCAUUUCCGUGCGCUGCUCUGGUUUGCCAGAAGCGGCUUAGUCAUGCUGGCCACAUGACCCGGAAGCUGUACGCCUGCUCCCUUGGCCAAUAAAGCGAGAUAAGCGCCGCAACCCCAGAGUUGGUCACGACUGGACCUAAUGGUCAGGGGUUCCUUUACCUUUACCUGUGCAUGAGAGAUGGUGCAAGGUUUUAUUUUGCUCCCGGGGAGCUGUGUUGCAUCCUCCCUGCCUUCUCUCUUGUAAACACAAUGUAUUGACUUCCUUUCCCUCCUUGCCAUGUGAUUUCCAAAUAAAGGAACUGGUUAGUUGACAGAACCAGGAUCUGAACCUGCAGAGUUAGAAUAAAUUCCAGUUUGCUGAGCUUACGCUUGACAGGAAACCGCGGUUUAUUAAAAAACCCCAAAGUGGAAGCUUUCGAUCUUAUCUGUUGCCCUUGCAUACGAAGAAAGAGGAAGGAGGGGGUCCGUGAGAGUCUGAAAUAGUUCGUGUUGAAGAAGACAGACCAGCAGCAUGACCAGUGGUCACAGGCGAUGGGAAUUAUAGUCUCCCACAUCGGCAGAGCACAACAUUGACUGUCUCCUCUAUUGGCCUUGGAUCUAGCAAACAUUACAUUAUUUAUUCUUUUGUAGGAAUUUUGAGACAGCUCAGCAUACAAAAUACCAGGGUGGAGCAGACUUGUAAGAUUUCAGAAUGAAAUACAAAAGCACAGUAAAGCUUCUUAGGCAUAAUGCUGCUGAAUCACACUACAGGGAAAGGCUUCAUGAAUCAAGAAGUUUUAAGCAAGCGACUAAAGAUCGCAGGGUAGAGCAGGGGUUCCCUGCCCUUGAAAAUUGCUGGUGGACUACUUAAUUGUUUUUUUGCCUGUUGUAUGAAUUGUAAUGCACUGUGCUGGGUGCGAUGCGCUUUUAAAUUGUAUUUUGAUUGCUUCUUUCGUUGACAUAAUGUAUUACAAUUUGAAUUUGCACAAAAUUCAGAUUGUAGCACAAUAAGUUACGAUAUAAGAAAUAAACAUAUAAAUAAAAAUGCAAUUUUAAUAGUUAAUAGUUAAGGGGAUGGAUGUGCCUCUUGUGUUUUUAAACUUCACUGCUCUUUCUCUCUGCCCCAUUCAAGGCUUAAUAAUGCAUUAAAAAAUAACACGAAAGUAAGAGGCAUUUCUUCUUUCUGGGCCUCAUUGCCAUCAUUAACAGCAAUAUUACUAAUAUUAAAUUUAUUAAUUCUGUCAUCCUGUUAACUUUAUGAGACAUAAUAAAACACAGAUCACAUCAGGGCCGGUCCAUCCAUGAGGCAAGGUGACUGCCUCAGCUGGCAGUAUCCAUGAGGGCAGCAGAUCCCAAUGUCAGUCUUUCUCCACCUCCCAUGUUUGUUCCUAAUGUAGAUUCUUCCCUGACAGGGGUGUGUGUGUGCUAUUUUGGGGUCUGCCUCAGGUGCCAAGAUGUCUUGGACCGGUUCUGGGAUCACCUGAAUGACAUCUGCAGACUGCUGGAGGUCCAUGGACCACAGUUUGGGAACCCCUUCUGUAGAAGCUUGGGGGGUAUCCAAAAGGAGGGAAUUCCACAAAAGCCCUGGUCCAGGUCCCUCAAUGUGGACUGGAACCACAGGGCAAGAAGUGGGGAUUUAAUCCUUUCCUUCCUAACCAAGACCGCUGCCCUCCCAUGCUGCCUUUAGCAAUUGCAUGGUUAAAAAAGAGAUUCUCAAAUGUAGGUGUGGGUUGAAGGCUGGUCCUGGCUUUGGGAAGGUUGAAGCCUAAAUGGUUGAUAACGUCCUAGGAAGCUGCUUGCUAUCCCCCCCCCCAACUAACUAAUCUCAAAGAGAAAAUCCAGAUUUUAAAACAGGAAAAAAAUCGAUUUGUAAAAAGAAAAAAGGAGCUUCAGCGUCAUAGCCACAAAAUGAUAGAGCUUGUGGUGGCAGAACCUUCUCAAGGAUUUAAAAAAUAAAAUAAAAUAAUAAUCCAGAGGUUUUCAACCUUUUUGAGUCCAUAUCUCCCUUGACCAACUCCAUUCUUUCUGAGGCACCCCUGUGGGGCUCAGGAGCCCAGUGAUGUCACCCCUUGCCUGCAGAGCUGGCUUGUUCUUGUUUAGUCGUGUCCGACUCUUCGUGACCCCCAUGGACCAGAGCACGCCAGGCACUCCUGUCUUCCACUGCCUCCCGCAGUUUGGUCAAACUCAUGCUGGUAGCCUCGAGAACACUGUCCAGCCAUCUCGUCCUCUGUCGUCCCCUUCUCCUUGUGCCCCCAAUCUUUCCCAACAUCAGGGUCUUUUCCAGGGAGUCUUCUCUUCUCAUGAGGUGGCCAGAGUAUUGGAGCCUCUGCUUCAGGAUCUGUCCUUCCAGUGAGCACUCAGGGCUGAUUUCCUUAAGAAUGGAUAGGUUUGAUCAUCUUGCAGUCCAUGGGACUCUCAAAAGUCUCCUCCAGCGCCAUAAUUCAAAAACAUCAAUUCUUUGGCAAUCAGUCUUCUUUAUGGUCCAGCUCUCACUUCCAUACAUCAGCCCCUCAUUUUUUUUCGAACACCCUCCCUGGCGGAGUGUUCCCUCAGCCUCCUCUCCUCUUCCCUCUCCUUGAGAGUCCUUCGGGCUGCUGUCCUUGGUCUCUGAGCUGCCACUCCUUGCCCCAAAGAGGGGUGCCUUCCAGAGGCUCCAUUCAUUCACCUGCGGCGCUUAUAGCUGGGUCUGCUGCAAUAAACAGCUGCACAAGUCUUUGGGAGGCAGAAAUGCAAGAGGGCAUCAGAAGAGAGAAGGAAGGAAAGAAGGACAGAGGCCAGUGUUGCCCGCGGCACCCCUGACCAUCAUUCAAGGCACCCCAGGGUGCCAUGGCACCCUGGUUGAAAACCACUGCCUUAAUUCAAAGCUCCCAUUAGAGCAAUGGCCAUUCUAGGGACAUUCUGAGAGAGACAGUGAAACAUAGUGGCCACUUAUGUGAGUCAGUGUUGCCCUUCUGAACCAAUUUCACUCUUCCGGAUGGGGGGGUCCACUUCCUUUUACCCCUGGCUCCCCUCUCGCAAAUUGCAAGGCACACUUUCCCAUUUGGAAGCUUUAAUCGCAGCUCUGUGUUUUGUUUUGUUUUUGCUAGUUUUCCAUUACAACUUUUCCUGACCAUUUGCGUAUGCCCUUAGGUUUUGCAUUGCUGUAAAAAUUUCAAGUUGCAGGCUUUACAGUGGUACCUCAGGUUAAGUACUUAAUUCGUUCCGGAGGUCUGUUCUUAACCUGAAACUGUUCUUAACCUGAAGCACCACUUUAGCUAAUGGGGCCUCCCGCUGCUGCUGCGCCGCCGGAGCACGUUUUCUGUUCUCAUCCUGAAGCAAAGUUCUUAACCUGAAGCACUAUUGCUGGGUUAAUAGAGUCUGUAACCUGAAGUGUAUGUAACCUGAAGCGUAUGUAACCCGAGGUACCACUGUAUUUUAUUUUAUUUUAUUUAUUUAAUUUAUGAUUUUCAAUUUUAUACAUUUCAAUAAUUUUAUAAUCAUUUUAACAUUUCAAAACCUGACUUCCUUCCUCCUCUUUCUGCAAUUCUUUAAAUUUAUUUUUAAAUAUUUUCUGCAUAUCCAAAUUAACUUAAUUUGCUCAUUUAUUCAUCUGCUUUAAACAUAUAUUCUUACAAAACUUCAGGUUAUUACAAUAAUCCUGCCAAUUUGUAAAUAUUCCACAAACCAUUUCCAUUCUUUCAUUAAAAAAUUGUUAUCUGGAUUUCUUGCUUUUCCGGUAAGUUUGGCCAUUUCUGCAUAUUCUGUAAGUUUUUGUAUCCAUUCUUCUUUUGCUGAGACUUCUUCUUCUUUCCAUUUUUGGGCAAGUAACAUUCCUGCUGCUGUAGUGGCAUACAUCAAUAAAAUUCUAUACAGUUUGGGGAGUUCUGUCCCCAUAAUACCCCAAAGUUGCAGGCUUUAGUGUCACACAGGUAUAAGCAGGGAAAACAGCACCCCAAGUCUACAUCUCCGUCUAAUUUGGGCUCUGUGUUUGCUGUGAUUACACCAGACACCUGCCUUUUAAGGCUACAAUUUAAGCACCACAGGUGGAUCUUUGACUCCAGUUUCUGUGGCAACAGACACUCCUCACCAUCUCAGGUUUAUUACUGGAAGCCUCAGAAUGGGAAAUAAUAGCUUACCCUGAGCUUCUUGCAUCCCAGAAUAGCAGCAGCUGGAGCUUAAACAGCUGUUGAAGAGAGACAUAAGCCUGUUCUUGAUUUUGCAGCGAAAAACACUAAAAUAGCACCUCACAUAUUCUUAUAUAUUGCUUGCGGGCAGAGUGGGAUGGGGGGUGGGAAUCCAUAUUUAGGCAGACACCCGUUAUAAAAUGGAAGAGAGAUUUACCGUAUUUUUUGCUCUAUAAGACUCACUUUUUCCCUCCUAAAAAGUAAGGGGAAAUGUGUGUACGUCUUAUGGAGCGAAUGCAGGCUGCGUAGCUAUCCCAGAAGCCAGAAAAACAAGAGGGAUUGCUGCUUUCACUGCACAGCGAUCCCUCUUGCUGUUCUGGCUUCUGAGAUUCAGAAUAUUUUUUUUCUUGUUUUCCUCCUCCAAAAACUAGGUGCGUCUUGUGGUCUGGUGCAUCUUAUAGACCGAAAAAUACGGUAUUUACUUUAUUUAAUAAAUCUGUAUCCUGUACCUUCACAGGGUGGCAACCAAUUAAUAACUGCCAGUAUACAUAACGGUGGCAGUUUCUUAUGUAAACGCUUCAGUUUCUUAUGUAUUGCACUGUGUUGCAUUACAAUUUAAACUCGAUGGAAAUCAAAAUAAAAUAGAAUAGAUAGGAAAGGAAAGCUGCCAUCAAAAUGGCAAUUAAAAAACAUAUCUUAUCUAGCAGCGUGUAUUACGAUUUGUACAACCGGCAGAAGAUCAUUGUCUGUCAAGACCCUCAGCAAUUUUCAAGGGAUCUAUGGAGGGGGGAGUUUAGGAGACACUGGUUUAGGGUCUGCUAUGGAACAUGAUUUAUUGCCUGUGCUGUGGCUUAUAGAACGGAGCCUUUAUUGCAGCCGAAAUCAAGAGGAAUCAAACCAUCUUUCCCAGGUAUUCCUGUUUGACUUGUUUGCUACGCAGUGUCUCUUUCAGUACCCUGCCAAUACAGUGGUACCUCGGGUUAUAGACACUUCAGGUUACAGAUUCCGCUAACCCAGAAAUAGUACCUCGGUUAAGAACUUUGCUUCAGGAUGAGAACAGAAAUUGCAUGGCGGUGGCAGCAGGAGGCCCCAUUAGCUAAAGUGGUAUCUCAGGUUAAGAACAGUUUCAGCUUAAAAACGGACCUCCAGAACGAAUUAAGUUCUUAACCCGAGGUACCACUGUAUGUUGAUUGCCCAGGCAGAGGGAAAGUAUUUUCAUUUCGGCCCCAAAACCAUCCCAGUGUUUUAGGGCUGCCUGUUUACAAGGCUGUUCAAGGAGCAGAGACAUGACAUCAGGCCCUUUUUUAUGAGAGAAACGGUUUUAAAAUGCAACCACAAGGGGGCAAUUACGGACCCAGUCUAACGAUCUUGAGUUUUGCUGAGCUUCUGACAAUGCAGGGAUUAUAAAACUGAAAGGCAAAAUAGAUGUUCACUAAAUCUGUAGCCCUCAUCAUUUCUCUCCCCACACCCUUUGCUGGUUAAAAGGGGGAGAUAGUAGUCAGCCAAAUAAAUAUUUUUAUCUGAGUGCCAUACUGGACAUUUCCAUAGUAAUGAGUUAUUUGGAAGCAAACGUUUUGAAAACAAAAGAGAGUAAAUAUUCAGCCGAUAACCUCAGCCUCGCCUUUUAAAGCCACAAAAUAUUUUAUUAUUAAAAGUGUGAAUACCAGAAAUUCCUAUUUUGCCUUCAAAGAAUACCAGGCGUUCCAGAAUCACAGAGACGUUUCCCAUGUGUGAAAUUAGAGCAAUCCCAUAUUCUUUCCUUCUCGUACCACUUUUCUCCGUAUCUCCCAUGUUCUUAGAUUGUAAAUUAUUUGGAGUAGGUUUGCUUUCUGUGAAGCAGAGUUGGAGGAAUUGAUCUGGGUUCCCCAACACCAUGCCCACCACGCCUGAUAUCAGGUGACAAUUCCCCCAACCCCCUUGGUAGCAUGGCAAGCUCCACUAACAAGAGAAAGUUCAAUCUAAGUUAGGUUUGAAGUUACCAUCUAUCAGUUGUUAGGAGGUGAGCCUAGGCCUGUUUCCUAAAGGAAUGGCUGGGCAACCAAUCCAGUGUUUUUCAAAGCUGUGGCAUGCGACAGCUGUUAAAUACUCUUCAUAUAAUUUUUCCAUGCUAUUAAAAAAAGAAAUGAAACAAAGAUCAUUAAAAACAACAACUACCUUUUAAACUAAGGUACCUUUUUAACUAAGGUAGUUUAAAAAACUAAGGGAUGCAGGUGGCGCUGUGGUCUAAACCACUGAUCCUAGGGCUUGCUGAUUGGAAGGUUGGCGGUUCGAAUCCCUGCGACAGGAUGAGUUCCGGUUGCUUGGUCCCUGCUCCUGCCAACCUAGCAGUUCGAAAGCAUGUCCAAGUGCAAGUAGAUAAAUAGGUACUGCUGCGGUGGGAAGGUAAAUGGCAUUUCCGUGCACUGCUCUGGUUUUGCCAGAAGCGGCUUAGUCAUGCUGCCCACAUGACCUGGAAAAACUGUCUGCGGACAAACAUCGGCUCCCUCGGCUAGUAAAGCGAGAUGAGCGCUGCAACCCCAGAGUCAUUCGCAAGUGGACUUAACUGUCAGGGAUCCUUUACCUUUUUAAAAACAAAAAGAGGAAGAUUGUUGUGGUGUCAAUGAUGCCAACCACCUUAGUCAUGGUGCCCCCUACUGGUGUCUCCCACCCCACCAGCUGAAGACCAGACUUUUAACACAAGCUGCUGCUUUAGCGUGAAACUGUGAGUCAAAUGGAUGAGAAUAGAAAGGGAAAUGACUCAGAUAUACCCAUGAAAAUGUGAAACAAAGAAUCCAACUUUAACAUGAAUCAGUGGAGACAAAUCUUUGACAAAUCGUGUCUUUCUUUCUUUUUAAUAACAGUUCUUUUCUUUUGUUUCCCCCUUCUCUCCUAAAGAUCUUGACUGCUAGUGGAGAUGGCACCUGCGCUCUCUGGGACGUUGAAAGCGGGCAGCUUCUCCAGAGUUUUCACGGCCACGGAGCAGAUGUCUUGUGCCUGGAUCUUGCUCCUUCAGAGACAGGGAACACGUUUGUGUCGGGGGUAAAAGCAGAUUAAUCUUUAUGCAGGGUGGAGGGAGGGAAUUGCAGGGGGAGACACGAAGCAAAUGAAAAUCUCUCCAAGUGGAAGAGAGUAUUUUGUAAUAUUUUGCUAAGUGCCUUUUCUCCCGAUUAAAGCAGGCAUUGCUGUUGUCUCCCCAGCUUCACUAAUGCAGAAUGAGAUUCAGGAGAAUAUAGCCCUUCUCAUGGCUUACUGAAAGCAGGGCUGUGUUGGCGGUUAAUCCUAGGAGCUGUGUCUGCUGCUUCUCGCAAUCAAAUGUUACUUCUUUUCUAGAAACUUUUAUCUACCACUUUUCAGCCCCCAUAAAGGCACACAAGGAAAACACAAUCCUGAUACAAUACAAAUUUAAGAACAGUAAAGCCACUCUUAACAACACACAGAAUUAGAACCACAAAACUGACACUGUCAGCAACGUCAACAUAUUGCAAAAACCCAGGAAAAGGCUGGUGAAAUGGAGAAGCUUUUGACUGCCCACCAAAAACCCGUCAAUGGAAGGAGCCAGUCAACCCCCAAAUUUCAACCACUGGGGUGUGUCAUGUGACCCCCCAGCUGCAGCUUCCAAGGAUGGCUGUGAUUUGAGGGGUGUUUCUUCAAACGUCCUAGUCCCAAGCUAUUGAGGACUCUUCAAGACCCAAUUUGUCUUGAAUUGGGCCCCAAAACAAAUGGGAAGCUAGUGCAGAAGGGGCAGGCUUGUCAUAAUAUGAUCCAAAAAGAAGAUAGCCCAAAGCGUUAUAACUGCUGCAUUUUGUACCAGCUUCCGUUUCGGAAUGUUCUCCAAUAGCAGCCCCCCACAGAAUGCAUUGCAGUAGACUAAUCUGCAGCUGAACAGGGUCCAUAUAACUUGUGACUAGUUCCACCUUCUUCAGGAUGGCACAUCUCGAGCCCCAGACAAAGCUGGGCAAAUGCAGGAAUUCAGAGCAGGUUAUAUGUCCUCCCUGAAUAGGUUUGUAAGGAUUAAGCCUUUGGUUAGCACAUACCCAGUCCAUCUCUGUACCCAGAUAAUCUCUGCACCUCCUUUGUAGUAACUGAAAAGGAAAGAUGCCAGCAUAUUAAUGGCACUCAAUUAAAAAACUGAGGUUAGUGGAUUGGGCGGGGGCAGAGGCAGUGAUGGUGGUGGCAUCUUGUCCCAGCUUCUUCCAGAAGAAAAUUACCCCCUGCGUGAUUCUUGUAGAGGGAACCUCCAGUGUUUCUUCUCUUGCCAAAGAUCAACGGCAAGUGUGUAUACUUAUGUACCCAAAACAGUACCGCCCAGGCACAACAUGGAAAUAUCAUCAGGCUUGAAUGAAACCUGAGGUUUGCAGAAGUACAAACAGUUCUCAGUGGGGUAAGCAGGGGAGGGAAUAAAACUUCAAGAACUGCCCAGUGUGUUCUGAGCAUGCUCCAUUGCUGUGGAAUGCUUGCUGAUUGUUGGCAAGUCAAACUCUGAGGCCCGUGGGACGGGUUUUCCACCAGUGAUUUAGAAAAAUAGCAGAGAUCACCUGGGGUGGUGAAAAAGGCCUAUGGUUAAUCUCACCCCUCUUGGUGAGGGGUGUCGCACAGCAGUUCUUCUUGAUGAAAUAAUUUGAUAUUUGGCAUAAAACAGGUCUGAAAGCAGCUCAGCACUUUCUGGAAUGCCCUUGGAAUGUGGAAGGAAGCCAGCGCCAUAUUGAUCUUCAUAUUCUAGUGGCAAAAAUUGCAGAAGUAGGAAAACUCUUCACGGAACCAUCCCCACUGUUUAAAAAUAUAUUUAUUGAUUUGGUGCUUAAAAAAAAAAUGCAAGCAUAACAAAAUGAGAGAAAACAAAGAAUAAAAAAUGCAAAUCAUAAAGGGACAAAGGACAAAAGGACAAAGAUACAGUGCAGCUUCAAAGGGACAAUAAAGUAUUAACUCAUACAAAGUUUCCUUUUACAAAUAAUAAAGAUACAUGAAAAUAAAAGUAUUCUCCACCUGUGAGUUCAGUCAUUUAUUUAUUUUAAUUAAAUCCCUGUGCAGAGAACCAUUGAUAUUUCCGCAGUUUGCCUUAGGCUCGGUAUAUGAGGGGGGUAUUUCAUUUUUCACCUUUCUGUGAUGAAAUUGAGACUGAAGACAACUUGCAAAUAAAACUAUAAAUCGCAGCAGACCUUCAAAAUAAACCUGAUGAUUAAACAGUAAACAGCAUCAUAAAAACCACCAUUGGUUCCAUAAGCCACUUGAUCUGCGUUGAUUCUUAUUGAGGAUAUAACCGAAUCUUUAUUGACUUUUGUUUUUUAGGGGUGUGAUAAAAAAGCCAUGGUUUGGGACAUGAGGACUGGCCAAUGCAUUCAGUCAUUUGAAACCCAUGAAUCGGAUAUCAAUAGCGUCAGGUCAGUAGGUCCUGUUACCACACAUUCAUGUGAUUGCAACGAAAAAUGGUUCAUUAGUGCUGACUAGCAAAAUACCUGUAAGGAUAAUGUACAAGGGGGAAGGUGGGAGGGUCAGCUUUCCUCUCCGCCUAUCAAAGCUACCAGUGUCUCUAGCCAAUGAAGGGACAGCACUGGCCCUGCGGAACAAACCUUUGCUUGCCCAAUAGCAGGGGUAGCCUGGUGGGCGGAAGGCCCCCACUACAGUGACCUUGUGGGCAGAGCCGUUCCUAUCCCUUUGUCACAAUCCUGCACGACCAAGAGAAAAUUCGAAGAGAACUGGCUUUUGAGUAAAGGAUUGUUGCAUUUUGCAGGCUUUGGCAAUUAAUUAAUUACAUGGCAGAUUAAAACUCUUUCUCAGCAUUCCCUAGUUUGCACCUCUGUGCUUUUGAAGUCAUAGGCUUUGCUUUAAAUGUACUUGUUUUCCAGUCCAGCUGUCUCCUCAAAAUGUUUUCUUACGAGCCACACAGAGUUGUUUUAUUUAUGUAAAGAGGUAAAGGUAAAGGGACCCCUGACCAUUAGGUCCAGUCGUGACAGACUCUGGGGUUCAUCUCCCUUUAUUGGCCGAGGGAGCCGGUGUACAGCUUCCGGGUCAUGUGGCCAGCAUGACUAAGCCGCUUUUGGUGAACCAGAGCAGCGCACGGAAACGCCGUUUACCUUCCCGCCAGAGCAGUCCCUAUUUAUCUACUUGCACUUUGAUGUGCUUUUGAACUGCUAGGUUGGCAGGAGCAGGGACCGAGCAACAGGAGCUCACCCUGUCGCGGGGAUUCGAACCGCCGACCUUCUGAUCGGCAAGUCCUAGGCUCUGUGGUUUAACCCACAGUGCCACCCGUGUCCCUUUUUAUUUAUGCAGCAGGAAUUAAUGUAAAGUGGAACAUGGGAAGCUGCCUUACACAGAGUCAGCACCAGACAGGCAGUCGCUCUCCAGGGGUUCAGGCAGGAAAUACAGAAUUAGUGCAUCAUCACAUUGCAUCAUGACAUUGACUAUAUUUUAAUAGCAAGCUUGUCAUAAUUAUGGUUUAUAGCAGUACUAAUCACUUAUAAAAUUAUCAUGGCUUACCAGAUCCACUAUCAUAUGAGCAGAGGAUUUUCUCUAAAGAAAACCCUAUCUUAGUAUUAGCAAUUUCCCUUUAUAUAGCCUUUUGUAAAAAUAAGGUACAGUGCAUUUUUCUAUUGCCUUUCUUUUUAUUUUCUAUUGCCUCUCUUUUUCAUUUACAGGCUUGAUUACAAUUAAUGCAAUGAUUUGCAAUCGUUUUGAUUGAAUUUGCACUGUAUCAUCCAAGUGAAAUAAUUUUGCAACAGAUAAUGUAAAUAGAUAAAUACUAACAAUUGCUAUUUUUAAAAAAAACCUGGAGAGGUAUUACAUAGACAUGUUAUCAAUACUAAAUUACUAAUUAAUGUAUGCUUUCUGGUAUGUGUCUUUGGGGGAGAAAAUGAGGUGUUACAUUUUUCUUUGCUUGAAAAGACUGUGGGUUGUGGUUCAAAAAUUCUGGUUUUGCUUAUAUGAAGAGCCAGAGCUUGCUGUCAACAUUGGCUGUUUCUCUUUACCAAAAUUAGAAGCAACAGUUUGAAACUUUAUUCAUUAUGCAGAAAUGAAAGCUGUUGGCAUUGGGGUGGGUGGGUGUUACAGGUGUCUGAACUGACCUGCCACCUGCUUUGAGACCCUCUACAAUUGCAUGUGCCAGGUGGGCAGUGAAAUCUGUCAGAGCUGCAUUUCAUAAAUUUUGGGGCCAUGAUCCACUUUUACCUGUAAGAGAACCGCAGAAAGUGAUAAUUCAGUGUUCUAAUUCUCAAGUCUUGAUCAUUUUAACUGUGGCAAUUCCACUGCAACCCCAACCUAUCCAGGUGAACUCUAGGGGAGGAGGUGGGUGGACAAAUUUUGGUGUUAUUCUUUUCUGCUUUUAGAUGUUGAAUUACCACUGCUACCUCAUUUACCUCUAUGUGUUCCUUGUUUUACUUACCUGCUACUGGAUACCUGUAACGUUCCUGUAUGCAGCAUAUAGAAAACAAAUAAAAGUUGGGAAAAUAUCUUUAAUUCCUAUAUUUCUAACGCAACACACUUUCUGUUCUCUGCAUAGGUACUACCCAAGUGGAGAUGCCUUUGCCUCUGGCUCAGAUGACGCCACAGUACGUUGCCCUAUUUCAUCUUCGAAAGCCUGGCCGUUUCCCAAAUGAGGGCUGCGGGCAUGAUCCUCAAAUCACCCUGGCCAUUAAGUGUUUUAUUAUGGCUUGUUGAUUUUGUACAUUCUUUACUCACCUAAUACUUGGUGGUCUCCAGAGGAGUUGCAGCCCUUUAAAAAUGUACAAAUGCGCUCUUUGUACCCUGCGAAGAGGAUGUGGUGUCUAGGAAGCGUAUGAUGGAACAAUAGGGUGCCCAUCUGUAGGUGUGGCAACCUGAACUAGCUGCAGGGGGCAAGGCUGAUACAUAAUUGAGCCCAUUGGCUUUUCCCCUUAGGGAUAAGUGACCAUUGUGAUUGCAGGCAUAAAGAGGUUAAAACUGGGUCACCUGAAGAUAUAUUGUUAGACACCAAGGGCCUCUUCCACAGUGAACUAUUUUAACGGCACUUAGAAUAUUUUGGUUUGGCAAGGUUCAAAGCAACCUCAAAACCUUUAACCUGGAGGCUUUCCCCAGAGUGUUUAUUGUGUCAUAUGGAUGCACAGCUAAUCACAGGUCUACAUAAUAGGUAUAAUGCAGGUCUAUGCAAGACAGGUUUCUUAUGCCACGUGAAGGUAUGAGUUCAUGUUCUAUAGCAUAGCUGUAUGUCGUAUAGUAUAGCACAGCAUGGCUCAUCAGAGGCAUAAUGCAUUCGCUCAGCAGCCUGGCAAGUGUGAAAGGGUCUGCACUGUGGCAGAAAAGCAGUUCUUAAUGCUCAGAAGAGCGCAUGGGAGGGUUAGAAGAAUGGAGGGGGGUGGCGGGGGGGGGAACUUGGCAUUGCUUUGCAGCCGAUUUAGAUUUCUGCCAAGGCCUAUUCUAAAGGCUCAGUAGGGGACUACAAAUACAUCCGCAUCUCAUUUGAACCUCACUGCAGCCCUGGGAUGUAGCUGAGCAGAGAGAAAUCUGCCCAAGACCACCCAGUGCGUUUUCUGGCUGAGCAGAGAGCUAAACUUUUGUCUUCCCCAGCAUUCCAAAGCAACAGUGACUUGUCUUGACAUCAUGGCUGGCCAGAUAUUGUGUCUUCCCCCAAUGCCCACAGGCUUAAACAGGUUGGACAUCUGCUGUAUGAUGUCAGGUGAUUGACAGGUGGGCUGGACCAGCUACUGGUCCAAGUUUGCCUUUGUGGGUGGGACAGGAGAGAGAGUUUUGUUCUGUUGGUAUCUAUCAAUCUUAUCAAAAAUUAGCUUGUGUGUAUUAGCCUUUGCCUGAGCACAGAUCCUGUUUCUCCUUUCUUUCCAGUGUCGUUUAUAUGACCUGCGGGCAGACAGAGAAGUGGCCAUUUAUUCCAAAGAGAGCAUCAUCUUCGGGGCAUCCAGUGUCGACUUUUCCCUUAGUGGUGAGACAUGAAUUCUGACACACUUUUCUUUGGGGGGCUGGCGGGAAGAGCUGUGCUAUAAUCUCUUUUCAAUGUGGCUUCGAUUGUUGUCACAGCUACAGAACCGAGGGCACUUGCAGACUGUGGCUCCUCUGCGGAUGGGAUUAAUUCACAUACUGGCAAAUUCAGGUUGCUCAGUUAUAGUUAGUUGGGAGCUCUUGCGCAGCAAACCCACUUCCCCAAAAGAUCAAAUUUAUUGCAAUAAGGAAAGUAGAAAGUCUGACAUAACACUUGCUUUGAUGCAUCUGCAGACAAAUCAGGAUGGGUGCUCAUUGAAUAGCCAGCGUUAUCUAAUCUCCCUGCAAAUAUAUCAGGAAGGAUGCUCAAUGAACAGGUUGUCUGGAAGUCCCCUUAGCUGAUGAAAGAAACUUGUAAAACUGCUGAAUCGUUCCUGUCCUUCAAUCUUCAAGUGGCUGCUUCUUGAGCUUUGGUUUUGAGGCUAAGGCUGGUAGCUCAUCUUUCAUGAAAACAGUUCUUUGACUCCACUGCAUUCGUUUGGGAAGGUGUUGCUUUAGCUGCUGUAUCCCUCUUGGCUGAGGAAAAUUGGUUAUAGCUUGAGCCGCAACAUUUCACUGAUUUGAAUCAGUUGGAGUGGUUGAUUUAGAAAGGUUCGAUCUAAAAACAGUAGCAACACAUUGGGUGUCUCCAAUUAGUUGGGUAUCAUUUUAUUAAAAUAUAUUGUUGCGAUGAGGACACUUUAUGGAAUUAGCGUGGCUUUUCUAAAUAUGUCAACAUUAGCUCAAACCUUGAGGAACUAUGUAUAGUAUUGUGCAGCAGGCAACUUGUUACUUGUUUUCUAACAGCACGACAAGUGUAGUUGCGCAACAUGCACUUUGAGUGAUGAAGGGCAAUUGCACAUGCCAGCAAAUUUUCACACCAUCUGCUGCUGGUGGCUGUAUGAGCAAGGCAUACUCUUUUUCCACAGAACAUCCUGGGAGCCCAUUGCUAUUUGCGUUCUACUUCCUUGUUCUGUUAUGCAAAAGCUCAUUCCCUUUCUUGGAAGAGGCAGAAAUGUUUUGCAUGCUUGUCGUGUGGACAACAUCUUGGGUCUUGCUAGUGAAGAAGGAGACUCCCAUCUGCUGUGCAGCAGGUCCCAGCCCAGGGUGUAAACCCAAGGCAGAACAGAACAAGUUUCAGGGUGGAUGGGUGCAAGGCAAAGCAGGGUUCAGGCUAGGUUUGAAGUUGCUGCGGCAAGGAACAAGCUGAAAUGGAGCCCUCAGAGUAGCAGAAGUGCAGCCUAAUAGUAAUAAUAACAAUAACAAUAACAAUAACAACAACAAUAAUAAUAACAAAACAACUAUAACAAUAACAACAAUUUAUUAUUUAUUAUUUAUUACCAUAUUUUUUCUGUGUAUAAGACUAGGUUUCUCCCCUAAAAAAUAAUGUCAAAAAUUAGGGGGCCUCUUAUACUCUGGGCCAUCUCCCCCCAUUUUCUUAAAUCUGAGUCCCCAGAAAUAAGGGGCGUCUUAUACAUGGGGGUGACUUAUAGACUGAAAAAUAGGGUACAGCGGUACCUCGGGUUAAGAACUUAAUUCGUUCCGGAGGUCCGUUCUUAACCUGAAACUGUUCUUAACCUGAGGUACCACUUUAGCUAAUGGGGCCUCCCGCUGCUGCUGCUGCUGCCGCCGCCAGAGCACAAUUUCUGUUCUCAUCCUGAAGCAAAGUUCUUAACUCGAGGUACUAUUUCUGGGUUAGCGGAGUCUGUAACCUAAAGCGUCUGUAACCUGAGGUACCACUGUAUUUAUACCCCUCCCAUCUGGCUGGGUUUCCCCAGCCACUCUGGGCGGCUCCCAACGGAACACUAAAAACACAAUAAAACAUCAAACAUUAAAAAAUUCCCUAAACAGGGCUGCCUUCAGAUGUCUUCUAAAAGUCAGACAACUAUCUGACUUUUAGAAGACAUCUGAAGGGACAUCUGAUAGGAGGGCGUUCCACAGGGCGGGCACCACUACCGAGAAGACCCUCUGCCUGGUUCCCUGUAACCUCACUUCUCACAGGGAGGGAACCGCCAGAAGGCCCUUGGAGCUGGACCUCAGUGUCUGGGCUGAAUGAUGGGGGCAGAGACGCUCCUUCAGGUAUACUGGGCCAAGGCCGUUUAGGGCUUUGAAGGUCAGCACCAUCUGUGCCACAAGAUGCUGCUCUGCUUUAAAGUGCCAGUAGUCAUCUUCUGCAGUGGAGCAGAGGAGCCUCAGGUCUUCCUAAGUCAUCUGCAGCCGAGUUCUCCCAGGUCAGAGGAUGGCAGUGCUGCCUUCUCAAAGUCAGGUCCUGCCAUCCUUCCCUUCUGCUUCACAGCCCUUGCUCUCAUCAUGAGGAGUCUGGCUGCAGAGUUGUGAGACUCUCAUUUCCUUGAUGUUCCUUUGCCUAGUCCCCAUCAGUGAUUGUUUGAAAGGAAGGCUGAUGCGUCGGAGGCCAGCGGCUGAGCCCUUUCCUUCCUCAGAAAUGGGUGGGGAAGGAAGACUCCAUAACCCUUGAAAUCAUGACUUGGCAACUCUUUUCAAUUCUUAAUUUUAGUUACUGCUUUUUUUAAAACACACACAAAAUGUUAUUACAAUUUAUAAUACAAAGCUCAGCAGCCUGAAUUCAUCAAUCAAUAUACAAAUGCUAUAUAAAUUUUUAAAAACAACAACUACAAAAGCUUCCCACGUUAUUCAGUGUAAACUCACCUGAUGGGUACUCUUAUUUUAUAAAAAUUACCACAGUUAAAAAAAAGGGGGGGUCACUAAAACCAAGUCUAUUUCACAUACAACUGGACCUCAAAUAUUUCUAAAUCUACACCCCUCCUCAUCCAGUAUGAUACCCAUUUUAGCCCCUGCUUUAUGUGAGAACAGUAGUUUCUGUCACCAGUGGGUUGCAUAUGGAAGUCUGGUUUUGUUUUGCCUCUUUUUCUUUUUAAAAAUAUUUUUUAUAUAUAUAGCAAGUUAUCAACAACAGAAAGAAAAAAAUGGGGGAGAGGAAAAAGAAAAAGGAAACAGCAGCUCACAUUAAUAGUACAUUAACCAUCAAACAUCCAUCUCAUUUUAAAUAUCUAAGUUGAUACACCAUUCAGAUGUCCUGAACAGAUAUCUUGAUGAAGCUUGCAUUUUUAAGAAAUACCUUCAUUUGUAGCAGGGACAGUUAAAAGUCCUCAGACCAUUACAUAGUAGAUGGUCAGUGUGUUUGUAGCUGCCUUUGAAUCUGUUUUUAAUUGUGUUAUUGUUAUAAUUUUUUUAACCACCUGUAUCCUUGCUUGCACACCACAUUAAGCCAUAAACUAGGUUCACUAGCCAUAAUCACAAGUGAUUUGUGCCCGCUUUGUUCCUCCCCAGAAAACAAACCAUGAUACAUGGUUUUGCGUUGUAUCUAAACCAGGGUUUGUAGUUCAUUUUGUUCCAACAAACCGCUUUCUGUAGCCACGUUUUGAUCUGGGCUUGUCGAUUGCUGGAGCAAAACGAAACCAUGAUCCCGGUUCAGCUGGGGGUCAUGGUUUGUUUCCCAGCAGUGAGAUCUAAGAGGAGUAGAACAUCAUUCAGCUGUUCUGCAGGAUGUCUGUGGAUCUGUGGAUGGAGGCAGAAGAUGGCGCAUCCUUUACGUUAAAUGUUCAUAUUGGCUUUCAGUUGUAUGCUAAUUGCUUAUUUUUUCUGCAUAGGCUGUAUUUUAUUGUAUGAUUUGAAUUCUAUGGCUUGCAAUAAAAUACAAUAUAUAAGAAACAAAAGAAGCCAUAAGGCAGAGCUAUUCCACCUGGCUUUCAGUUUGAACUUAACCUGAUCUUUUAUUCUCCUUCCUUCCCUCCCCUCCCCUUUUUAUAACGAUUACCCACUCUGGGAUCCCACAGCUAAUUCUCCCCUGGUCUCCUCGCUGGCCCAAAUAGGACUAAUUUAGCCAGCUAGCCCUGGUGAUCAUCUAAUGUUUAUUGGAUGGAAUUUCCCCCAAAUUGAUUUUUGAAUUCUGAAUUUAUUGUUAUUCAUGUUUUAUAUUGUAUUUUAUCCUGUUUUUUGUUGCAUCAAUUAAGUGUUCUAAAUUUGUUGUUAGCCGCCCUGAGCCUGGUUUUCUGAACUGGGAAGGGCAGGGUAUAAAAAAUAAUUGUUGUUGUUGUUGUUAUUAAAAAAAAUACAUGCAGGUGCACAGUGAAUUUCAGUUGCUGCGCAACAAGCAGAAAAAUCAUUAAGUGGUCCAGAAAAGAAAGAAAAAGUUGGGGAACCACUGGCUGACCAAGAUGUGAAGAUUCGGCCAUUGUCUGUGCCCUUCCUUUGAAACAUUAUUUGCUAAAAAUCAGGGAACAGUGGUGCCUUGGUUUUCUAACAUAAUCCAUUCUGGAAGUCCGUUCGAGUUCUGAAAUGUUCGAAAACUGAAAGUGGAAGCCUCAAAAUGGAAGCCUCAGUUCAGAAAACUCAAAAUGGAAGCUGCGUUUCCUUUUUGACUUCUGAGAUGCAUUCAGAAACUGAGGCUUUUACUUCCAGGUUUUUGGCUUUCGAGUUCUGAAACGUUUGACUAUGGAGGUGUUUGAAAACCAAGGUACCAUUGUAUAAGCCCUGGAAAUGUUGUUGUUCAUGUAAUGCCAUCAUUCUUUAUGAAUUCCUCCUGCAGGCCGCUUACUGUUUGCUGGCUACAAUGACUACACCAUAAACGUGUGGGAUGUUCUGAAAGGGGCUCGUGUCUCUAUCCUGUUUGGCCAUGAGAAUCGAGUUAGCACUUUGAGGGUUUCGCCUGACGGGACGGCCUUCUGCUCAGGAUCCUGGGAUCACACUCUAAGAGUAAGGGCUCUUCGUUCUUCCGCUUCCUUCCUCUUUUCCCAAAAUCAGCAUCUCUUAUGAUUAAUGCAGAAAUAGUAUGAUUAAAUAAAAUGCAUUUAUAGCCAGCUUCGUAGUGUAAAGUCGUUGAAUCAGAGAACAAGAGAAAUACAGGUUUUGAAAAUCCAUUAAAAAAAAUUAUUCAGUUAUAUAAUUGUUGCAUAAAUGACUUGGUCACAUCUCUGGGAAAUCCUUCUUAAACAAAAAUGUCUUUGGUAAGCACCUAAACACUGUAACAUUAGUCACCUGCCUCAAUUGUUGAUGGUAAUCAGUUGCAGAGAGCUGGAGCUUGCAACGCUAGACACCCAGUUUCUGCUUAUAUAUCCAGACACUGCAGAAAGUUUUAUAAUAGAUCCUGAAAUACACUAUUUAAAUUAAUAAUAAUAAAAACCAGACUCCCACAAGAGGUGGUGGACUCUCCUCUGUUGGAAGCUGCUGUGAACCUUUGGCCUGCGGGUGAUGCUAAACUACAACUCCCAUCAUCGCUGGUCGUUGGCCAUGCUUGCUGGGACUGAUGGGAAUUAUAUUUCAGCCAUAUCUGGAAGGCCAAAGUUUUCCCAACAACAGCAUCCUUAAGUGGAUAUAUGAGUUAACCUAACAGAAGUGUCCCUGUUCCCAUUGUAACAUAAGCAGGUUGUUUUAGAAAACCGCAAGUAACCUUUUUUUGAUGCUCAUCAUCAUUUGACUUUUCUCUCUCUCUCUGUCUAGAUCUGGGCUUAACCCCGGUGCUGUUGGCAGAUACGUGUUAAAAUUGUAAUGGGAUGGGUAAAAAAUGAACACCUCAGAUCGGAAAAAGAAAAAGCUACAAUAACGAAAGAAAAUGCAACAGGGUGAUAAUUGAAAGAUUGAAUGCGACGUUGUCAGUGUUUUAUCACGUUGUUGGCCAGAAACACUCACUAUUGGUUAGAAAAGGUAAUAUACUUUUAUCAUACAGUGGGGGUGGGGUGGGGAAAUCUAUGUGUGGUAUACUAAUAAUAAUAAGCUGUUUUUACUUCUGUUUUUGAAACUACCUUUUUUUUUUUAAGAAAUGGUUUAAUAAUUAUCCGAGCCAGACCUCUGUCAAAAUAACUGUUGGAACAGAAUUUAGUAUUUCAUUGCACAUUAUGUAUCUAGCACCUGCGUGUAAUUGCAUUUCUUCCUGAAGUCAGCUUGGAAAGAAAACCAGAGUAUCUGAGGGUUCAUUCUCUUGUUCCAUAGAAGCCACUAAGGGGAAAAUAUGAAGGAUUGGCCCUUCCUCUCCCUGUCCUUCUGGGUUUUCCAUAAUAAGAAGAUCUCACACCAGGGUGUAUGUCAAACUAGGCCCAAAUCCCACCCCCCUUAGCCAGGAAUCUCUGGGUGAGCUGUGGCCAUACAUUAUCUUUCAAUCUACCAUACCUGACAGAGUUGUUGUGAAAAUAAAAUGGGAGAGUGUUAUUGUGAUGUGAGAAGAGUGCGUGGGCAGGUCAUGAUAUGACACAACCUGCCCUCUUUCAUAUAAGACUUCACACCAGGUAUGAGGAACCUGUGGCCCACCAGGUGUGGCUAGACAACAACCCCCAUCAUCCUGAUCAUUGCCUAUGCUGGCUGGGGCUGAUGGGAUUUGGAAUCCAGCAGUGUCUAGAGCAGGGUUUCCCAAAGUUGGGUCUCCAGUUGUUUUCGGACUACAGUUCCCAUCAUCCCUGACCACUGGUCCUGCUGACUAGGGAUGAUGGGACUUGUUGUCCAACAGCACUGGAGACUCAAGUUUGGGAAACACCAGUCUAGAGUCUCACAGAAGACCCAUCCCUGCUCCAAACAAUUGUGAAGAAGAAGCACAUUUUGUCACCCUUCUAGACUGUCAGUUUAUAUGGAGCAACUAAAUGAGCCCUGACUCUUGAAACAUUCCUUGGUUGCGUAUUGAUUGUGAAGCUUUUUAAAAAAGAAAAACAAUAUUGCAAUUCAGACUAAUUUAAAAAUCAAUGGGUUUUCUUAGGCCGUUUGUUUCUGUUGGGUGUGGAUUGCACUCAGUAUCACAGCUGUCAACGUUUCCCUUUUUUAAAGGGAAAUUCCCUUAUUCUGAAUAGGAUUCCUCGCAAGAAAAGGGAAAAGUUGACAGCUAUGCUCAGUAUCAGCUGGUUGUUACUAAAAGGGUACGAAAAUUGGGGCAGAUCCUUCAGAAACUUACACCAAAUGCAGACGUGCCAUUUCCCCAAUCUCUUUCACCAUGGUUGAGAAAUUCGAAAGCGAUACUUUGGCACUACACUUUACUGCUUUGCUCAACUCAGUCACUUUAAAAAAUAAAGUAAGUUUGCAUUUAAGUUAGCUAUUUCCAGGAUCCGAUCCUACCAAGCCACAAAAUUUCCUGUUGAAGAUAAUGGGUGUUAUAUAAAAGUGUAUUUUUUUGUAAGAAGAAUCCUUUCAGUCUCUUUUUUAACUGUUUAUAGAUGCAGCAAUAUAAUCUUUGUGUUCUGAACUGCAACAACUUUUAAGCGUGCAGCAAAAUUGAAAUGAAAAGUACCGUAGUUUUCAUGUAUAUGCUUGUGAAAUGCUAGUCAUGUGUUUCCUUGGAAAGUUUGCAUUCUGUAAUUGGAGGGAUUUUAUGUUCAUUAUAAAGAUGCUAAAUGCUAGGUACUCACUAAACCCAUUUAUGAGUCGACGGCACUAGAGUCAUUGGCAAAUAGUUAUUGGAGAAAUGUAAGCUUUUACACAACACGUGGAUAUGAAUGAUUGAUUGGCAAACAAAAUUCCCUAAAGGGUAAGCACACCAACCUAGUUAGAAUUUGAGCACCCUACCUGGUCAUUAGAGUGGCUGUAUUUGGACAUUGUGGCCUUCCAGGAGUUGGACUACAACUCCUAACAUCCCUGACUGGGCUUGAUGGGAGCUGCAGCCCAAAAACAUUUUUGAGGGCCACAACCUUCCCAUCCCUACACACCAUGAACAAGUCUGAUUUCUUGAGUUCUGUUACACCUCCUUUCCUUCUUCUCUUGCAGAACUUUGAUGAACACUUAACUAUAGUUAAUUUUAGCAUGUGUGCUUCAGAAACUAUGGUUUGACAUUGAGCUUAUCUGAAACUAGGUAUGAAGUUUAGUAUGAACCACAUUUUGCUGCUCAAAAAAACAUACAAAUCACAAUUAGCUACAGCUAACUUGAUACAACUAACUAGAUGCAGCUAACUAGGACACAGGUGGUGCUGUGGGUUAAACCACAGAGCCUAGGACUUGCUGAUCAGAAGGUUGGCGGUUCGAAUCCCCGCAACGGAGUGAGCUCCCGUUGCUCGGUCCCUGCUCCUGCCAACCUAGCAGCUCGAAAGCAUGCCAAAGUGCAAGUAGAUAAAUAGGUACCGCUCCGGUGGGAAGGUAAAGGGCAUUUCCGUGCGCUGCUCUGGUUCGCCAGAAGCGGCUUAGUCAUGCUGGCCACAUGACCCAGAAGCUGUACGCCGGCUCCCUCAGCCAAUAAAGCGAGAUGAGCGCCGCAACCCCAGAGUCGGGCACGACUGGACCUAAUGGUCAGUGAUCCGUUUAACUUUACCUUAACUAGAUACAAAAGCUCCCAAACUCCCAUCUUCUAGCCAUGCACACAGGCUCCUAAGGAGGCUAGACUUAUCCACAUCAUGCUAAACUACAGUUCAUUGUGAAUGUGGCCUUUUGUAAAAUAAGGUUCCUAUCUUAUUUAUGAACAGAAGCUUUGUUCAUAAGACACAGAGAAUGAGGCACAGAUUAUUUGCAAAGUACAGGCUUUCUAUGCAGAGUAGCAUCUCCAAGAAAGAUUGGGAAAGAUGGCUGUCUAAAAUCCUGGAAAGCCAGACAGUUUACGCCCCUCUAAGCUAGGUAGAGGGAUGGGGGUGGCGCUGUGGGUUAAACCACAGAGCCUAGGACUUGCCAAUCAGAAGGUUGGUGGUUUGAAUCCCCGUGACGGGGUGAGCUCCUGUUGCUCGGUCCCUGCUCCUGCCAACCUAGCAGUUUGAAAGCACAUCAAAGUGCAAGUAGAUAAAUAGGUACCGCUCCGGCGGGAAGGUAAACGGCGUUUCCGUGCACUGCUCUGGCUUGCCAGAAGCGGCUUAGUCAUGCUGGCCACAUGACCCGGAAGCUGUAUGCCGGCUCCCUCGGCCAAUAAAGCGAGACGAGCGCCGCAACCCCAGAGUUGGCCACGACUGUACCUAAUGGUCAGGGGUCCCUUUACCUUUAAGCCAGGUGGACCAAUGCUCAGACUCAGUCCUAGAUGGGGAAAAUCAACAAAUGAGUAUUUCUCAGUCCUGCAUCUUUCCAUGCUGAAAAAGCAACAUCAGUUGUGAGCAGGGAAAAGCAGGUUGCAUGCCGUUACUUUCCUGCUGGAGGCAGGGAGAAAGAAGAAGACUCCCACUCCUUCCAGCUCAGCUGAUAAAGCAGCAUGGGAACCUGGUGCCUCUCAUGAGCUGAAAAUACAAGCAGAGAAGUACACCAGUCAAAUGCCUCUGCAGUUAGUAAUGUCACAGAUGCUAGCCAAUUGGUGCCUUCCACAACUGGCUUUUUCCUAGUUCAAGAUUAACCAGGCUGCAGAUUUUCAAAAAAACUGAUUUUAUUUUUUUCAGAAAUUACCCUGGAAGUGAAAAAAAGUUAUGUUUGCAGUGAUGCAGUGAGGGCAGUUCUAAGACGACACCAAAGUUCUCCAAAUGCUAGCUGUUUGUAAAGGAUAAACUGUCUAAUAAUAUAGAAAGUGUAAAUUAUAUUGCUUCAAUCCAGAUUUAAAUUAUUGAGCUUUUGGUAGCUGGUAGUUCAGCCCACAAUCUGAAAUUCACUAAUAGGGCAUAGUUGUUGUUGUUUUUUUAAAAAAUAUUUAAAUAAGAAAAAAAGGAGAUGUAAAUAUACUGAUACUAGAUAUGGAGGUUUCUAGCUGCAUAAGCAAAUAUGUAGUGUAGCUGGUAUUUUGUUGUUACAUGGGAACAUAUUGAGUCUUCUGCAGACCUUGACAAAUCACUUCCCACGGUUUUGGUUUGGAAAAUGGAUUUCUGUGCUUAUGCCUGUAACAAAUCAAAAUGCACUAUAAAAAAACCUGUAAACGUUAAGAGUUCAUUGUGCAAUAACUAAGUCGACACACUGCACCCUCUGAUUAGGCAGUAUUUAUUGAUGAUAUAUUUUGAGUUUUGAAUGGAAUAUAUUGUGUUGAUAGUUACAAAUGGCCUCAGUAUAAUAAAUUGUAUUUUACAUAUUGAGAA